AUGGGAAUUCGCUAUUAUUUCAAUUCCAUAUAUUUGAACAAACAUUGCAUAAUAUUUCCAUUGAUGCAAUUAGUUGUAAUAUUCUGCUUAGUCAUUUAUGUACACUUUGAUUUAAACUUAUUUUAGUUAAUUAUAAAUAGGAAUAAUGAUUUAAUACUACAAAUUACAGAAUCUCUACUAACUUGUAUAUUUUUUUUUGAACUACUCGUUAAGAUUUUCAUUUAAAAAGAAGUAAUUCUAUAAUAAUAAAUAGAAUUACCUCCAAAAUAACAAUAAUCUAACAGAUCUAAUUUUAUUUACUACAAUUAUUUCUCUGAUGGUAAUUUAGAAAACAAUAUCAAUAAACCUAAAAUAAGAACAGGAAGAGGAACUGAUCUCGAUAGCAUUAUUAUUUAUUAGAUAUGCAGUUCAAUCUGUGCGUCUAUAUAUGAACAUAAAAAUGUAUUGUUCUUAAUUAUAAUAGAAAUCGAUAAACGAUUGCUUUUAUAUAAAACAAUGAUAUUUCAUUUACAAACGAGUAGCAAAUAUAAUCAGCUAUCGAAGUUAAUUAAUAAUGA
This is a messenger RNA of Paramecium pentaurelia, 557 nucleotides long. Lineage: Eukaryota; Ciliophora; Oligohymenophorea; Peniculida; Parameciidae. The record is from the annotation of a GenBank genome assembly.